This is a messenger RNA of Rotaria sp. Silwood2, 1731 nucleotides long. The record is from the annotation of a GenBank genome assembly. Lineage: Eukaryota; Metazoa; Rotifera; Eurotatoria; Philodinida; Philodinidae.
AUGAUUCUCUCACGAACUAAAGCAGCCGAUGAUCCAAAGAAGAAAGGAGCUACCCCAGCACAAGAUAAAAAUAAAAAGAAAGUCGGUGAAGUCGAAGAUUUUAUUGCUGAACGGGAUUAUACAGGUGCAAUUGCUUAUCUUGAAUUUUGUCGACAAAGCGGAAAAGAAGUUAAAGAUCUUGAUCUUUGGUUAGGAUUUGCAGCAUUUCAUGCUGGAGAUUAUCAACGAGCAAGUGAUGAAUAUGAAAAUAUUCUCAAAAAUGAUCCACGAAAUGGUCCAGUACAAAUAUAUCUUGCUUGUUGUUAUUUUAUGUUAGGAAAAUAUGAUGAAGCUGAACAAACAGCGUCAAAAGGUCCAAAAUCUGCACUACAAACACGAGUUUUAUUUCAUGUUGCACAUAAACAAAAUAAUGAAGAAAAAUUAAUGGGUUUACAUCGACAAUUACAAGAUGUUAUUGAAGAUCAAAUGUGUCUAGCUAGUAUGCAUUAUAUGAGAAGUCAUUUUCAAGAAGCAUUAGAUAUUUACAAACGUUAUUUAGUAGAAAAUCGUGACUAUUUAGCAUUAAAUGUUUAUGUAGCACUUUGUUAUUAUAAACUUGAUUAUUAUGAUAUAUCACAAGAAGUUCUUGAUGUAUAUUUAAAAAAGAAUUCAGAAUCAGCAACAGCAACAAAUUUACAAGCAUGUAAUCAAUAUCGGUUAUAUAAUGGAAAAGCAGCUGAAAAUGAUCUAAAACAAUUUCUUGAAAAAAUGAGUACAUCAUUUAAUUAUGCUAAAGAAUUGUUUCGUCACAAUAUGGUUGUUUUUCAAAAUGGUGAAGGUGCACUUCAAGUCUUACCACCAUUAGUAGAUGUUAUUCCCGAAGCACGUUUAAAUUUGGUCAUUUAUUAUCUUAAAGAGGAUGAUCUUGAUCAUGCUUAUGAUUUAAUGAAAGAUGUUGAACCAUUACAACCAGCUGAAUAUAUAUUAAAAGGUGUUGUCAAUGCUGCUUACGGACAAGAACAUAAUUCACGUGAUCAUAUUAAAACAGCGCAAUCUUAUUUUCAAUUAGUAGGUGGUUCAGCAAGUGAAUGCGAUACUAUCCCUGGACGACAAAGUAUGGCAUCCUGUUAUUUUCUUCAUAAACGUUUCGAUGAUGUUAUCGUUUAUUUAAGUUCAAUAAAAACUUAUUUCUAUAAUGAUGAUACAUUUAAUUUCAAUUAUGCACAAGCAAAAGCUCAUGAAGAAAAAUGGAAAGAAGCAGAAGAAGUAAAUAUUUUAUUUAAAAAAAUAUUAUUAAUGAAAUAUGUUUCUUUUUGUGUUCUUACAAAGGCAUUUUUACUUAUUCAAAGUGAAAAAUUAAAAAAUGAUUAUGUUUAUUUAAGUUGGUUAGCACGAUGUUAUAUUUAUAAUGGUAAACCACGUCUUGCAUGGGAACUUUAUCUUAAAUUAGAACAUUCCAAUGAAUCGUUUUCAUUACUUCAAUUAAUAGCUAAUGAUUGCUAUAAACGUGGACAUUUUUUUUAUGCUGCUCGCGGUUUUGAUAUUCUUGAACGUAUGGAUCCAAAUCCAGAAUUUUGGGAAGGUAAACAAGGUGCCUGUGCUGGUGCAUUUCAACAAAUAGUUGCUGGUCAUGAACCUCGAGAUACACUGCGUGAUAUUUUAUCAUUGUUACGGAAUACAAAUCAUCCACAAGGAGAACAAAUGAUUAAAAUUAUGCGAUCAUGGGCAAGAACAAAUAAUAUUCCAGUUUAA